Messenger RNA from Durusdinium trenchii, 2382 nucleotides. NCBI's taxonomy places the organism in Eukaryota, Dinophyceae, Suessiales, Symbiodiniaceae. The record is from the annotation of a GenBank genome assembly.
AUGAAGAUCUAUACUAUGCCAAUCUCUCAGCCCUGCAGGGCAUUGUCCUGGGCAUGUGCCUAUGAGAACGUUCAAGUGGAAGAGGUGCAGACGAUGCCCGGGAAAGACACGCGCUCCAAGGAGUUUCAAGCACAAGGUGUAAUACCAGCAGUCCCUCGAUUGGAAGAAGAUGGCUUCAUUCUCAAUGAGAGUCAUGCCAUCAUGGCAUACUUGGGAGACAAGUUCGAGUGGAAACUUUAUCCUCGUGAUGCCCGCAUCCGUGCACGUAUUCAUCAGUACAUGAACUGGCACCACCAGAACACCCGACGGAUCACCAUGGCACUGUUCGCUCCGGUGAUGCGACCGGAUUUGAAGAUCUCUCCCGAGCAGACGAAGCAAUGGAUGAAGGAGAUUGCACAGACUCUCCAAUCCAUCGAGCGCUGGCUGAACGAGAACCCGUGGCUAUGUGGCCCGGCGCCCACUGUGGCGGAUUUGUCUUGCUAUUGUGAAGUGGGUCAGUGCCUGGACAAGUUCACAGGACUCUUCAAGUUGAAUGGCAUCGACUUGCUUGGCUAUCCCAAGUUGACGCAGUGGCUGGAGGCGUGCGAGCAGCUGCAGGGCUUCGAGGUGAGCCACGCAGCGCUCAGCCAGCUGUCUCCUGCCAUCCGAGGCGCAGAAGGCAAUGUCCAAGAUGUGACCGCAGAGCCCGACCGCAACUCUGCCAAGCUGGCGCAAGGAGGGCCGAGAGUCGAGCGGCUCCAGCGGCUGGAGGUGACUGGGAACAAUGUCCAUGACACCUUUGGCCACGCCCAGCUCUACGCCUUUACAGGCCAUCAAGAAUUGAAACGGUGUUUGCGUAUCGGUGAGAUGUUUUGCGUAGCAAAUGAUGAUGAUGAUGAUGAUGAUGGUGAUGGUGAUGGUGAUGAUGAUGAUGAUAAGGGCUGCGAGUGGUUCGAACUCGUCGGGUGCUGCAUGGCGUGGAGCUUCUUGUCCUUACGCUCUGCGCUCCUGAACCUGUUCUCCCCUGCCAAGCACGGCGGCCGCAGCUGGACCUGGCGCACCUUCUGGACUGGCGCUCCGGCUCCUCGCCUUCAUCACGGGGGACGGGCGCUGGCGCACGUCGAUUUUGUGAGGCGGGUGACCUUCGAGUACAAGUUCGAUAAUGGGUCUUCACCUGGACCAUAUCCCUAUGAUGCACAAGAUUCCAUGAAGUCCCUAGUAUCCUGGCCACACAAAUGGACCUGCGCGCAGACCUGGCGGGCCCCGCCGGUAGCUGCUGAUGUGGCUGCGGAUGGGCGGGCCGUGGGGCUCCUGACCUAUCUUCGACACUGGAGAAGAGAUCAGGAGAUGAAACGAGAGGGUGAAGAAGAAGUCACAGAACCAGCCAUGAAGCGCGCCAGACAAACCAUGGCAGCUCAGUUCCCGCAGAAGCAACGGCAGCAGAAAUGUGGCAAGUCGGCAAUAACCAUUGGUGCCAAAGCAUUGCACAACAGCUUGAAGAAGGACGGCAUUGGAAGUUCAGCUGGCAAAGGGCAAGAAUCAAGGCACCUUCCAGACAGCCUUCUACCGGAGAUCUCCAGUCGCAUUGGCAUGGGUCGACUUGACGGCUUCGAAGGCACAGCUUUCUCCAAGCUUUGCCACCAUCGGUCGACACAUUGCGACAAAUUUGCGUCGGACGAAGACCACUUGGACAGGGCGGCGGUGGCGGGGCCUUUGCCGGUGGCUGCCGUGUUGACGCAGCCAAACUGUUGCAUUGCAGUGGCGCUGGUGACGCACUGGUUCAGGAAGCCUGCUACUACCAACCUCCAGGGGCUGCCCGACUUCGAGUCUGACGGCCAGCCCUCCAUAAGCCGCAGAAGUUCCGAGGCCCAGCUGAAUCCCUUCCAGCCACCCCAGAUGGACCUGCCGGAGCCAGGCGACCCAGCCCCUGGAGAUGAGGAACUUCAGAUUGUCUCAGAGGAGGUUCGGCCAGAGGAACUCUUCCGAAGGCUCGAACUCUUCCGGGACUUUGCUGAGGGCUUAGCCCGGCACCUAGAUACAGUCACGAUUCCCAGUGUUUCGGAGAUCACCGAGCUCAAUGAGAAGCUACAGGAGAUCCAUGAGAAUACGCUCGGCACCAACCUCACUCAAGCAGAAGGCUUCAUUCUUAGGACCUCUUUGCGAUUGGCGAUGUUGGCAUAUGGGCGAAAUGAUGGCAAGGGCUUGUCAUAUCAUGAGUUAAGGGGAACAGAAAAGCAGGUCUCUAUGCUUGAGCUGCAGUUCACGAGCUUUCGCCACAAGUUCCGGACGGAUGACGCAGCCCACCUGGUGGCAUAUCUCUUCAAGGUGCAAGGGCCCAAAGGGCCUGGGGUUGGCAUCGUGUUGAGCUACAAAGGCUCCACGAACUUAGCUGAUUGGAUGUGA